GAAGCGGCGGGGCCCGGCCCGGAAGAGGAGGGCUCGGGGCGGCGGCUGGCGGCGCAGGGAUGACUUCGUUGGUAGACAUGCCCCUGGAUUACGAAAAGAUGUUUGCUCAUCGGUUCACAUCAGAUGAUAAAGAAUACCAAGAAUACCUGAAACGCCCUGCAGAUCUCCCUCCUAUUGUUGAAGAAUGGAGAAACAGAUCUGGUAGCAACCAGAGAAGAGAACGGUUUCAAGAUGGCAGAUAUUUUAGAGGGGACAGAUACAACUGGCAAGGUGACCACAGAUCUAAUCAGAGGCCAGAAAGAGGUUGGGGUAACAACUACCAGCAGCACAGACAAGGACAAUCUUAUUCUUCCCACUAUGGACAAUAUGGCUACAACUCGUAUAACCCAGGGCCUCGUUACCAUCCCUACUGAUGAUACUUGUGGUUGGAAAGUCCAGUAAUACUGUGUGAUGAGUUAGAUUUUUGACUUUGUUUGUCUUCAGUUUUCUUAUUUUUCACGGUUUAUAUAUAACUGAAGAAUCCACAUUCAAGUCCAUUGUUGUUUAUCUGUAGCAGGAACUGAAAAAGGGAAUACAUUUUAUUAAUAAUAAAAGUAUAUUCUACAAUUUGUUUAGUCUGUAGAUCUUAGAUUAAAUUUGUCUUAUAUUCUUUUGUCUCCACCACUGAGAUUCUCUCUGUUACAUUUUAGAAAAUGAGGCAGGUCAGGGGAAGAUGGCUGUAGCUUGUCUGCAGCCUGUAGAAGCUUGUUACAUUGUCUUAAGAUGGUUCUUUUUUGAAAGUGACAUGCUGUGUCUUUCUCCCGACAGAAUUUCCUAGUUUGACUUUUGAUAGUGAGAAAAGAUCAGUUUGAAUUUCAGAUGUCUUAAAAAGGAGAAGAAAGAUACUAUUACAGAAAUAUUUUAUGGGGUUGGUAUUUAUGAAAACUCAAAAGAGGAACUCUUUAGGUAUUUGGUAGAAGUGUGAUAUCUCAAUAUUUAAUUUAUUGGGAUAAAACAAUUUUAGGACAGAAAUAAGAUCUUGCAUAUAAGAUAAAUUCCUGUCUGUUGAGUUGAUGGGUUCAAUUUAUGUGCAGUAUUCCUCUUAAAAACAUGGUCUAACAAUUGGAAUAAGAGUUAAGUAGUUUAAAUAUGUAUCUUCUUACUCUGGUAGUUCAGUGGUACUCAAGUUUUACCUGAUAAGUGAUACUAGACUUAGAUUAAUUUGUAACAUCUUAAAAUAAUUUUGGUAUGUGCAUAAUGUAUUUUGGAUUUCCAUUUCAGUAAAGCUGUAAAACUGUGAUGUCUGUUGUUCAUUAGUUUGUAUGAGAUAUUUUGUGGAUGUUAUAGAAGAAAGGAACCAUAAUCAAUACUGUUUGUAUCAUACUUUGUUUCAUGAGAAAAUAGCAUAAGCAGCAAACAGUGGGUUUUUUGGUUCAUGGAAUAUAAGUCCCAUGUUUUCUUUAAUUACUCACACAAUAAAAGUAUUUCAUGUUUAAA
Cygnus atratus (black swan) is the source of this 1476-nucleotide messenger RNA. RefSeq names its product RNA guanine-7 methyltransferase activating subunit (gene RAMAC). Gene Ontology annotation, biological process: RNA 5'-cap (guanine-N7)-methylation. The record is from RefSeq and is a predicted model, not a curated record. NCBI's taxonomy places the organism in Eukaryota, Metazoa, Chordata, Aves, Anseriformes, Anatidae. The transcript is spliced from 3 exons. The coding region runs from base 60 to 413 and encodes 117 amino acids. Gene Ontology annotation, molecular function: RNA binding.